Tachysurus fulvidraco (yellow catfish) is the source of this 3903-nucleotide messenger RNA. It is a transcript of the gene apbb2a, whose product is annotated as amyloid beta precursor protein binding family B member 2. The transcript is spliced from 15 exons. Lineage: Eukaryota; Metazoa; Chordata; Actinopteri; Siluriformes; Bagridae. Gene Ontology annotation, cellular component: cytoplasm; nucleus. The record is from RefSeq and is a predicted model, not a curated record. Gene Ontology annotation, molecular function: amyloid-beta binding; transcription factor binding. Gene Ontology annotation, biological process: regulation of DNA-templated transcription. Bases 291 to 2861 code for a protein of 856 amino acids.
GCAGAGCGGCGGUGUUGAGGGAGGAGAGAAACUCUGAUGACGGAUAGCGAAGGAAACUGGAUUGAAAAGCGCACACACACUGCAGCUCGAGCUAUUACGACAUUAUUUUGAGGGGACUGAUAUCUUCACCGUGUCACUGUGUUGGACGGAGAUUUUUAGUUGGACUCAGGUCUGGACUGUGGCUUGGUCAUUGCCCUUCAAUGGCUGGGUUAGCUCCCUGCCAGGGAAUCAAACCCGUGUCGCAGCAAUGAGAGCAUGGGAGCCAGCCCCUGGACUACCAGGAGGAGACCAUGCUGCAAUUUGCCAACCAGCCAAGGAUGUCGCUGCACAAGCCUGCCCUCAGACGCAGCGCCUCUACAUUAGAGUCGACCAAUCGUGGCAGCCCUUUAGUGACCCCACCCACAUCUCUCAAUCUCCGCUCUUCUCUCAAUCAACAACUGGGCCGUGACAUCACAAGAGGAGGUGUUUCUGUGGAGACACAGGGUUCUGCUGCUCCCCCAAAGAACCGCCAGAAAUAUGCCAUGGCCAACUUGCAGAAUGCUAUGGGGCUGGAUGGAAGUUCUGCCCAAGGAAGGGUUAAACCUGUUCCCAAGAAAUCUGCCUCUUCCUCUUCCCUAUGUUCUUUUUCUCUGUCGUUCUCACCAUCUAAUACCAAACUAGCAAAAAAUGGCACCAAUCUACAGCUAAAGGAAACACAAUUCGACCUAAGUAGAAAGGACACAAAUCGCAAUGACAUCAAGGCCGAGUGUGGGCGUGAUUGGCCAGAUACCUUUGCCAAAGAUGUCGAGAAAAACAUGCCCUUUAGACGAAGGACAAAAAGUUUUUUGGAAUAUCACAGAGAAGAAGAAGAAGAAGAAUCUCCUGCAAAAGAAAUCCAGACACCAGAAGAAGAGAAACCGUGCAUGCCCAAGUUGGAGCUCCAAAACUGGGCAAAAGAAAAUCGUGUGGAGGCUCAUUUAACGCUCCCUCAGAAUCACCUGCUGCUCCUGGCCAAUGAAGAGGAAGAAGAGCACCAGAGCCCUGCCCACACUCACCUGAGCCCCGCCCACACUCCUAUGAAGUGUGCGACGGAAGAAAGUGGCAAAGACUGUGGGCCAAAGGUUAUGUCAAAACCACCAAUUGCAGGUGAAAGAAAGGAAACCCCACCCACUUCCCUGCCUUUAGUCCGCUCUCUGGUCCCACCGAAUUCCCUGCCCAUGCCCCCACUAAUUGUGGCACAACAAAAAGACAAACAGUUGGAGGAGGAAGAAGAGGAGGAUGACGAUUCAAGCUGGACAACUCUGUCUCAGGAGAGUCCGUCUUUAGAGACACCACAGGAAACAGGUCCAUGCAGUGACUCAGCGCUGCCCCCUGUUUGGCAGAAGGAGGAUGAUGUGGUGUCUGAUGUUUAUCUCUGGCACAGCAAAACGCAACAGGACCAACCCGUAACCGAUAGCAAACAGAACCAGGAAGGUGGGGGAAGCUCACUGUGCGUUCCCUCAUCUAAGACUCAGUGUGAGAGGCCUAGUAGUAUCGUGUCAGACAGUUCUGUUGAGCCUGUGCCUUCAUCUGCUGCCUCUUCACCCUCCUCAUCCUCACUCUGCUAUGAAGCAACCACAGGCAGCUUCCUUAAUAACAACUACCUGGACCUGAAGGAGACUGCCGCCCCUUCUGACUCCAGACAAAGUAAAAGUGUGAGAGGUGAAGAGCAGCAGGAGCAAGAGUGUGCUGGGGCUCGCUGUAUGCCGUACAGCUACGUAAACCUGAGAUACACCAGAUCUAAAGUUCCACCUCCUCCUGCUGAUACAGUGAUCCCUAUCAAUGACUUCGAGACACACGUGUUUCGUGUGCGCUCUCUCGGCUGGAUGGAAGUGUGUGAAGCCGACAUGGUGUCUGGCAGCAUUGUCAUCAGCGACUGCAUCCGACUCCUCCAGCAAUCGAACACACACUCUUACACCCGCACACUGCGCCGGAGAGAAAGGGAGAGUGCGGGGGAAAUGGAGGAGGGUAAAGCAAUGCUGUUAGUGCUGCAGGAUGCCACUCUGACCUUGAUCGACCCUGUAGACCACACCCUUCUCCAUUCUCAGCCAAUCGGCAGCAUCAGUGUGUGGGGAGUUGGGCGGGGCCAAAGCAGGGAUUUUGCAUAUGUGGCUCGGGAUAAAAACACACACGUGCUGAAAUGUCACGUGUUCCAGUGUGACAGUCCUGCAGAAGCCAUCGCUGCCAGCCUGAACCAGAUCUGCUCCAGGAUUAUGGCAGAGAAGAAGAACGGUAAAGCGGCAAGCGGCUCGUCCCUGCCUGGCACUGAAGUCCCACUACAAGUAGACUUUCCCACUCCAAACACUGCACUACAACAGAGUUUCCAUGUUCUCUACCUGGGAAUGACCUCUGUGUCUCGUCCCAUAGGGAUGGACAUAAUAAAUGGAGCGAUUGACAGUCUGCUGUCGUCCACGGGGAAAGAUGACUGGACUGCAGUUUUGCUGAACGUGGAAGAUGCGACAGUCAGCGUUAUCAAAGAGAAGGAGGAGGAGGAGGAAGUGCUGGUGGAGUGCCGUGUGCGUUUUCUUUCGUUCAUGGGCGUCGGCCACGAUGUGCACACGUUUGCCUUCAUCAUGGACACGGGCAACCAGCAUUUUCAGUGUCACGUGUUCUGGUGUGAGCCAAAUGCAGGGAGUGUGUCUGAAGCCGUGCAGUCUGCCUGCAUGCUGCGCUAUCAGAAAUGCCUGGUCUCUCACUCUUCCUCUCAGAGAUCCUCCACCUGCUCGUCUCCAUCUUCUUCAGACUCUGUGACUCGGCGUGUGACUACCAGCAUGAAGCGUGGCGUCCAGUCUAUCAUAGACACUCUGAAAAAGAAGCCUGCCCCGGAGAUGCCUCACCAAUGACGGUGCAACUCAGCUACGGUCACGGUCAAGGUCAAGGUCACGGUCAGGACAUGUAAAUAAAACACAGUUAACUCUGUACAGCCAAGGAGAAACUAAUGAUCAGAAACAAGGAAGUGGAAAGGAAGAGAGAUGACCUUAUGGGUGAAGUCUGCACCCGUAGCUCUUUGAACUCUGACCAUCUCUAAGUGCUCCCUGAAGUACACCUUGGACAAAAGCCACACAAUUACACUCAUUUUUAAGCCAACAGACACACGACCACAAUGUGUAUUACUCUGUUACCAUCAUGUUGAUGUUAGUGAAGAUUCAUUUUCAUGUCUGACGGCAGAAUCAUGUUAAGCCGUUGCAUCGGCGUGUUAAGUCAGUACAACCUCGGUACAAAAUAAAGCUGUAUUUAAACCCCAUUAGGCUGAAAAUACAGAAACAGGUGAAAUGUUGAAUUCGGUAGGUUUUGUUUGAGAAUCGCUUGCACACGAUUGAAGGAUCCUAAUUACUUCAGUCCAUGGUGCCGGACCCAUACUUACCCAAAAUACCCCCCCUUAAGAGAAGCAUACAGUAUGUAGCACAUGAUUUUACUAUCAUUUUUAUGAUUCCUGUGUCUCAAAUUACACUUCAUUCAGAGCCCCUUACUGGUAAAGUCUAGUGUACUGUUCGUCCCAUUGUUGGUGAUGCCAUAGUUCAGUAUUCCUGAGUUGAAGGAUUUGAUUAUGACUUGAGAAACAGUUUGAGUAAGUUAGAGAUUACAGACAUUUUGAGUUACACAGCAAGUUAAAUUUUUUGACCAACAAGUGAACAAUUUCAGUCAGAAAUUACCACACAAUUCUUCUGCAAGAUCAUCUUUUCCAAGAACAUACAUCUCUAAGGUGAUUUUCGAUGUGACUAGUGUAAAAUUAACUUAAUGUAACUAACAUACAGCUAAGCAAAGCAACAAUGGACAACUAAGCUAAUGUAAACAUUUGUGUUCUUUUGUUUAAGAUCUGUUUCAUAUGGGUGUGUGGCAUGUCCAGUUGUGUUUAAAUUACGAUUAAAUGUCAAAAAAACUAUA